This is a messenger RNA of Daphnia carinata, 1247 nucleotides long. It is a transcript of the gene Prp18, whose product is annotated as pre-mRNA-splicing factor 18-like. The coding region runs from base 110 to 1180 and encodes 356 amino acids. The record is from RefSeq and is a predicted model, not a curated record. Gene Ontology annotation, cellular component: U4/U6 x U5 tri-snRNP complex; U2-type post-spliceosomal complex; U5 snRNP. The transcript is spliced from 7 exons. Lineage: Eukaryota; Metazoa; Arthropoda; Branchiopoda; Diplostraca; Daphniidae. Gene Ontology annotation, biological process: generation of catalytic spliceosome for second transesterification step; RNA splicing.
AGCCAUUGAGUUGGUCUUGGACGAAGACGACAACAAACGAGUUUUGCACGUUGACAAUUGAAAAAUCAAGUCCUAAAUCGUUCUUGUUUGCCCACAACGUGCAUUAAAUAUGGAUUUUCUUAAGGCUGAAAUGGAACGUAAGAGAAAACUGUUGCAAGAGAAAGACAUAAUGCCAUCAACUAAAAAGUACUUCCGACGAGGAGAUCUGGUUGCUAAAGAAAAAGAGGAAUACAUAAAAAAACAUGCAAAUUCAUUUGCAGUAAAGUUGUCAGAUGGGCAAGGACCUAGUAGGAUAGCUGAUAAUGAAGGUGGAGUUUUAGAGGAAGAUGGUGUAACAGUGGCAGUUCUGCCUAGAAAAGAAGUUAUUCGUAGAUUACGUGAUAGAAAUGAACCUAUUUCACUAUUUGGAGAAUCAGACAUUGAAGCAUUUAGAAGACUCAGAAAAUUGGAAAUUUCAGAACCGGAAAUCAAUAGGGGUCUUAGGAAUGAUUUUCAAGAAGCUAUGGAAAGAGUUGAUGAGGCAUAUCUUAAUGAAAUUCUUUCCACUAAAAAAAAUGAGGAUGAUCAGCAUUCAGAUGAUGGCUCUAGUAAGCCCAAGGCGGGGGAUGUAAAAGUGAUAACUGAUGCAAUAAGCUAUGAAGAAAUUUUGGAGUUGUCAAAAGAUUUAGGAAAAGGUAAUGGUGACCUGGAUUUGAAGAUCAUAAGCCAACUCUUAAAAUUACUGCUUCAAAUUUGGGGACAAAAACUGAAUAGUCGUCCGGAAGCCGAAAAAAGAAGCGUUAAAGGAAAACGAGCUUCUGCAACAUAUGGCCAGACACAGCAGUAUCUUAAACCUCUAUUUAAGAAACUACGGAAUAAGAGUAUUCAGGAUGAUAUUCUUGACAGUUUGACGAUUAUUGUGGGCCACUUGCUUGAUAGAAAUUAUGUCAUCGCAAAUGAUGCAUAUCUGCAAAUGGCAAUUGGCAAUGCUCCGUGGCCUAUCGGUGUUACCAUGGUCGGUAUUCACGCACGUACGGGCCGAGAGAAGAUUUUUUCGAAACAUGUGGCGCAUGUACUGAACGAUGAAACGCAACGCAAGUAUAUUCAAGGCCUAAAAAGACUGAUGACAAAGUGCCAGUACUUCUUCCCUACUGAUCCUUCCCGCUGUGUGGAAUAUGGAGCAACGGAGCUUGAGUUUUGAGCCGUGCUAACUCCGAGGUUCUCGCACGCUGCCUACAAUUGCAUUGUUCCCUUGUUUAACUUUUUUA